Molecule: messenger RNA, 1629 nt
Organism: Porites evermanni
Lineage: Eukaryota; Metazoa; Cnidaria; Anthozoa; Scleractinia; Poritidae
Source: the annotation of a GenBank genome assembly
AUGGGUAACCUAUCCGUUAGAGAAUGUGUAACUAAAGUUUAUCAAGCUGCUCGUGACGGUUCUUCUGAUCUGGAGAAAAUUUUAAAGCGGCUGAAAACAACUGAGCAAAGAAAAACCGCUUUGGAAACAAAAACUAAAGAUGGCAGCCACUUUGUCACUCCUCUUAUCAUCGCUGCUCACAAUGGACACCUGAAUUCUGUGAAGAUUCUUCUAGGAUAUGGAGCACACGUCGAUGCUCGAGGAACACUUAAGAUAGCUAACGAAGUUAGAAAGGGUUGUACACCUUUAUGGGCCGCUGCUGCUUCUGGUCAUCUUGAUGUUGUUAAACUGUUUAUUAACGAAGGUGCCUUUGUGGAUCUGCAAGACGAAGAUGGCGACACUGCACUUCAUUACGCUGUGAAAGGGGGGCACUUAGAGAUAGUCAGCGUGCUUUUGGCUCUUGGAGCAUCACAACUGCCAAAUAAUCUAGGUUUAGCACCACUUCUUUAUGCCUGUGAUAAAUGUUUCAUUGAAAUCGUGGAGUAUCUUAUCGACAGAGCGGAAUGUACAAAGGAACAGAGAAUUGAUGCUCUUGAACUUCUUGGUGCCACCAUUGCUAACAAUGAUACAUCUUGUGAUACUAAGAAAGCUUUUAGUUACAUGAAACGCGGAAUGGAGAUGAGAUACCAAUACCCGGCACAUCCAUUGCUUAAAAAGAAAAUGGAACCUGUGGAAGCUUAUCAAAAUAGAAAAGAGAGUCAAACUCUUGAGGAACUUGCUCUUUUAGAAGGUGAUGAUCAUGCUAUCGGCAUGGAAGGACUUAUAAUCAGAGAGAGAAUCCUUGGGUCUGACAACCUAGCAAAUCCGCUGAAAAUCCAUUACCGGGCAUGUGUUUUAGCUGACUCUGAGGAGUACGAGCUUUGUUGUGGUUUGUGGCAACGUGCGUUUGAGAAAAAGGUGAAGAGCGCUGUUGCAAUAACACUAAAAGAUCUUGAUGACCUUAAAGAUUUUGCAGCUUUGUUUGGAAUAAUGGUACAAAAAGGUGUACCUUUAAGACUAGAUUUUAUUGAACGCGUUUUUGAAGCACUGGUUGCUGCAAGUGAGAACGCGCGAGAGGAGCAUGAAAACGAGGAGCAAGAAAAAACGCUUUACUGCGCUCUCUAUCUUUUGAUGAUAUACAUCAAAGUUAAAGGUCAAAACGCCAACAUGACUGACUUUCUACAAAGAUUCUUGCGUUUAAACCUUCGAACCAAUGAUGGGAAUACUUUACUGCACUUAGUUGCAUGGCAUGAAACCCCAAUUUUUUUGUAUGGUGACCAGCAAGACAUAAUUAUAAUGCAAAGUGUGUGCAAGUUUCCAUGUGUUGAGACCAUGAAGCUUAUUUUACACGCAGGGUGUGAUGUAAAUGCCGUUAACACCGAGGGAAAGACACCUCUCCAUCUAGCUGUGACGUUCAAGCCUGCUGACCCUAAAGAAGUCGUGAUUUUGUCAGAAAUGCUGCUGUUGCUGUUAGAAAUAGGUGCAGACCCAAAGCUGCCAAACAAGAAUGGUCAAACACCACUGCACAGCUGUGAGACUGACGAGGCUUGUAGAAUACUGUCAGAGAAAAGAGGACUGAGUGUCGACGUUGGAGAUGUAAGAAAGGUUUAA